AUCUUAGUGAGUUAUCAUCAAAACUCUGUUCCGCGAAUAACCACUAAAGUACUCCAAUUCACCAAAUUCUUCUCAGGCAUUCUAUCAAACAGUUCACGUGCAGACUCAACAUCCAGAACCUGGAUGAGAGGAGCCAGGUUGAUAUCAUUGUUCUCGCGCUGCCGGACGUUGAUGAUUCAUAACUAUUCUCCCUUGUUUCGUGCUACAACCAUUUUCACCAACCACCUGCAUCCUUCUAACUCUCAAUGCCGAUUCUUCAACUCUUCUUCUUCUACUUCAUCACCAUCACCUUCCUCUAACAAGCUCUUCGUAGGAGGUCUAUCAUGGUCAGUUGAUGAAAAAUCCCUCAAAGAUGCUUUCUCUUCCUUUGGAGAAGUCACUGAAGUGAGGAUAGUGUAUGAUAAAGACAGUGGUAGAGCUAGAGGCUUUGGAUUUGUUAUCUUUUCAAAUGAAGAUGAUGCAAAAUCGGCAAAACAUGCAAUGGACGGAAAGGCACUGUUAGGUAGACCCUUGAGAAUAAAUUUUGCUCUCGAAAAGGCUCGUGGUGUACCUGUUGUAGUUCCUCGGUUUUCUGAUAUUGGAAACUUAAACAGGCGCUGAAUUGAAUGUAUUUUUGUGUCUGAACCGGUAUCAAGUGGCCUGAGCGUUGCUUUGAAAUCUACUUGUGAAAAGUCUGAAUUAAAAUCUGCCGGUAGUGAAAGCUUUCGAGAUUGCAGUAAUUCCUUUGGCAUUCCAGAAGCAGCAGUUACAUUACGUCUUCCCUGUGUUCAUGUACACUAAAAAGUGUAAAGUACUGUGAUGGUUCUUAUAUAGCAUCUCUAUCUCCUGUAUAAUCAUAUCAAAACAAGUAUAACUCAUUUUCAUCACAUUGAUGCCUAAUUUAUUUAAAUACUUACCCUUCUGACUGGACUCCCUUGAAAAUGAAAAACAGGUGUUUUUGUACCCUGUAUGAACUUGCAUGUUGCCCACUAAUCAGUAUUUGUAAUAUCUAUGUCAGUCUGUCAGAUAUGGUUCCCUAUCAUUUGGGGUAUUUUCAAUACAUCAGUUAUUACAAUUAACUGCCAA
Lathyrus oleraceus (garden pea) is the source of this 1065-nucleotide messenger RNA. RefSeq names its product glycine-rich RNA-binding protein 4, mitochondrial. Gene Ontology annotation, molecular function: RNA binding. The transcript is spliced from 4 exons. The record is from RefSeq and is a predicted model, not a curated record. Lineage: Eukaryota; Viridiplantae; Streptophyta; Magnoliopsida; Fabales; Fabaceae. The coding region runs from base 124 to 600 and encodes 158 amino acids.